Molecule: messenger RNA, 1985 nt
Organism: Candoia aspera
Lineage: Eukaryota; Metazoa; Chordata; Lepidosauria; Squamata; Candoiidae
Gene: RAB7A
Product: RAB7A, member RAS oncogene family
Exons: 6
Coding region: 176-799 (207 amino acids)
Biological process (GO): phagosome-lysosome fusion; endosome to lysosome transport
Cellular component (GO): lysosome; phagocytic vesicle; late endosome
Molecular function (GO): GTPase activity; GTP binding
Source: RefSeq, a predicted model, not a curated record
CGUGACCGGAAGGGGUGAGCAAGAGGCGGAAGUGAAAGCGGGGAGGGUGUUUGGCCCCAUUAAAGCGGAGCUGAACGGAGCAGAAGGUUGGUGGUCGUGGGGGGACAGUGCGGUAAGCCGGGUCGUGUUGUCUUCCACGUAAGUGCGCUUGAAUAUUCAUCUGAAUUCUGUAAUAAUGACUUCUAGAAAGAAAGUAUUACUCAAAGUCAUCAUUCUUGGAGAUUCAGGGGUGGGAAAGACAUCUCUUAUGAAUCAGUAUGUAAACAAGAAAUUCAGUAACCAGUACAAAGCUACAAUAGGAGCAGAUUUCCUGACCAAGGAGGUGAUGGUGGAUGAUAGAUUAGUCACAAUGCAGAUAUGGGAUACAGCAGGGCAAGAGCGGUUUCAGUCUUUGGGAGUUGCCUUCUACAGGGGAGCGGACUGCUGUGUGCUGGUAUUUGAUGUAACAGCUCCCAACACAUUUAAAACUCUUGAUAGCUGGCGAGAUGAGUUCCUCAUUCAAGCCAGUCCACGAGAUCCUGAGAACUUUCCUUUUGUUGUGCUGGGAAACAAGAUUGACCUAGAAAAUAGACAAGUUACCACAAAACGAGCACAGGCCUGGUGCUACAGCAAAAACAAUAUUCCUUACUUUGAAACCAGUGCUAAGGAGGCCAUUAAUGUGGAACAAGCUUUCCAGACAAUUGCACGAAAUGCACUUAAACAGGAAACUGAAGUGGAGCUUUACAAUGAAUUUCCGGAGCCCAUCAAGCUAGACAAGAAUGACCGAGCAAAGGCUUCUGCGGAGAGCUGCAGCUGCUGAGGUGGGGCUGGAGGGAUUAAGUACAGUCCUUCACAAACCGAUAUCACACUUAGGCCUUCAACCAUAAAUGGCCCCUCUCCUGUCCUGGGGGGAAAAAAAAAGAAAGAUACCAUUUUCAGCUGCCAAAAUCCCCCCUGACCAUGAACAACUUGUAAGCCCAUUCAUUCCUUCACACAACUUCAUCAGUAUCCUUGCAUCCCAUUACAUUUUUAUGGUAGCAGACCUUUCUCCUCUAGUUAAAAAGGAGCCUCUUUAACAUUUGGAACUUAAGCUACUUCCAGAUGUCCAUUGGAAAGAAACGGUGUACAGAUGCUCUGUAACAAUUUCCCUUUAAUUGUCUUGUGUUCCCCUGUGAAGGCGGCAACUGGAAAGGCUGAUUACUCAAUAGUUCGUUGCAAGCUCAGCACUCAGUUCCACUAUGUUGAGUUUUGUACGUCUCUGUUAAUGCUUGUUACUUUUAACUAAUCAGAUCUUUUUACAGUAUCCACAUAUUAUGUAAUGGCUUCUUUAGGAAAAAGAAUCUUAUAGUACAUGUUAAUAUAUGCAACCAAUUAAAUGUAUAAAUUAGUGUAAAAUUCUUGAAUUACAUGUUUAAGUACUGAAACACAAGCUGUUUAGGUAAUGAACAGGUCACUUGUGAAAUGCAGUGUGCUAGAAGCACAAGUCCAAAUAGACAGUAUUCUGUACAGUAGAAGCAAGAAUUAUGUAAACAUUUUUAUUGAUUUAAGAGCCAAAAAGCUUCAUCUCCUUGAAAAAUAUUAUCUGGCUUAUUUGUAGUGAAAAAUUUUCAAAUGCAUGAUUUUGCGUGCCGGAUUAUUGGACUUCAGAAAUUAAAUACCGUUUUCAAAAUGAUUGCUUUGUUUCCUUUUACCCCUUUCACAAUUACUCUACAAAUGUAAAGAGGAGUCUGAAAUGUCUGACUCUUGUAGAGACAGCCCCAUCUGGGUAGUGACAGUCAGUCUUAAUGGCGAAGUGCCCUUUCCUCCCCAUCUUUCUCUUGCCAUCACUUGUCUGGAUUUCCUCUAGUGAAACCUUGGCAAUUUUGUUCUGCCCUCUACUUAUCCUUGCAUUUGUAGCUUUCUUGGAUGGCCAUUUCUACUGUUCCCCCCAACCUGAGGUCUACACUCUAGCAUGUAGCCAGAAUUCUUCUGUAAAGAAACACGCCAAUAAACUUAACAAGAACAAA